Closterium sp. Naga37s-1 is the source of this 2064-nucleotide messenger RNA. NCBI's taxonomy places the organism in Eukaryota, Viridiplantae, Streptophyta, Zygnematophyceae, Desmidiales, Closteriaceae. The record is from the annotation of a GenBank genome assembly.
AUGCUCCUCAGAUUUCGACCGUUCAAAGGCAGGAGCUACGUGCAUCUACAGGAUCAGAACCUCUCCCUUCUGUUUAAAGUUCCAGAAUCCGACAUCGUCCAUAUUGAGUCACCUGAUAACGAAACCACCCAGCCGCAUGAAGAUUCCCGAUCUUCUGAAUCCUCUGAAACCGUAACUUCCUCUAUAGAUUCUCGUUCAGCUGCUUCCGCCUCUGUGAAUUCCCCCUCCACCUCCCUUCCUCCCCCUGUCGCGACCCCGACCUCCUUAUUCGACGCCAUUGCCGUGCCGCUUCGUGCGGGGUUGGAUGCGGUUCACAGGGAUAUGCAAUUUGCCGCCGAGUCGCAGCUAAGACGGUCCACUUUGGACCGAUGCAAACUCGUGGUGCGGCUCGGGAAGCUGCUCUUCGGGCCGCCGUUUGAAGCUCCGGGGGAUCUCCUCCCCAGCCUGCUGCCCUUCACAGCGGGCGCGUUGGAGGCGGUUUUCAACCGCCUACCAGGCGGCACGUCCAGCUUCAACCGUGCAGGAUCUACAGCCCAGCGCCUGCCAGCCAGGGUGCACCGGUCGCUGGAAACAGGCAUGCCUGAGCCACUCUUCCAGGCUGUGGAGAAUAUUGCUACAGAAGUGGACGGGGCGAGUACGUGCAUGCGAGAGGCGUACCACAUACGGGUAAUAGACACAGACCAGAUGGACUUAGAGUACAAGCUUACAUGCAAGCCUAAUCCAGAUGGCACAGGGAUUAUCCUCAUUAAGGUGAAGUACGAGACGCUGCGCUACGCAGUCAUUGAUGUCUCUCGCCCCUCCAAGGAGAUUGACUUCCGCCUCAUGCUCUCCACUGAGACCCGCCUCUGCUCGCUCGAUGAGGCCACCCGAUCCGUGUGUGAGCGCAUAGCAUCGACAGCAAUCAUUGAGGACAACUCAAAGGGCGGCUUACACUGGCCGAUCACCUUGGACUUCCACGUCGGCAUGACAGAAGCGCGUUCAUCACCGCAUGCACCAGCCCCGUCGCACCGGUUCAGAGUGACAAGCGUGCGGCAUCAGAGGCGGCUGCACGUGCAGUCAGCCGGGCAGGUGUGGAAGCUGUCACGAGUGAAUGGAGUUCAGUUCAACCAUGGAGGAGGGCGCCUCACGAAUGAAGCAGAGUUUUCCCUGCUGGCCUGGCGAGAUGCUAUGAAGAUUCGUUCGGGGUUGGAAGCGGUAUACAGGGAGAUGGAGUUUGCCGCCCAGUCGCAACUCAGGCGGUCCACCUUGGACCGAUGCAAGCUCGUCGUGCGGCUGGGGAAGCUGCUGUUCGGGCCGCCGUUUGGAUCGCCAGAGUCGCUCCUACCAAGUCUACCGCCCUUUACAGCUGGCGAGUUAGAGUCCACUCUAAACAGGCGUGCGCAGCAGCGCCUGCCAACCAGGGUGCACCGGUCGCUGGAAACAGGCAUGCCUGAGCCGCUAUUCCAAGCUGUGGAGAAUAUUGUGAUGGCGGGGGAUGGGGCGAGCGCAUGCAUGAGAGAGACCUACCACAUACGGGUACAAGACACAGAGCAGGUUGACACGGAGUACAAGCUGAUCUGCAAGCCUGAUCCGGAUGGCUCAGGGGUUAUCCUCGUUAAGGUGAAGCACAACCCGCUGCGCUAUGCGGUCAUCGACGUCUCUCGCCCCUCCAAAGCCAUUGACUUCCGCCUCAUGCUCUCCACCGACACGCGCCUUUGUGCUCUUGAUGAGGCUACCCGAUCAGUAUGUGAGCGCAUAGCAUCGACUGCAAUCAUCGAGGAAGGCUCAAAAGGCGGCCUGCACUGGCCUAUCACCCUCGACUUUGACAUGGGCAUGAAGAACCCGCGCUCACCAUCCCAUGCACCAGCAGCAGCAGCAGCAGCAGCAGCAGCAGCAGCGCCAGCACAGCGGUUCAGAGUGAAGAGUGUGCAGCAUCAGAAGCGGCUCAAGGUGUUUGGGGGCGGGCAGGUGUGGAAGCUGUCGCGAGUGAACGGGGUGGAGUAUGACCAUGGGGGAGGGCGACUCACGAAUGAAGCAGAGUUCUGCCUGCUUGCGUGGAGAGACGUCAUGAAGGUUAGUGAGUGA